This is a messenger RNA of Aspergillus clavatus NRRL 1, 1080 nucleotides long. Its product is annotated as protein kinase domain protein. The record is from RefSeq and is a predicted model, not a curated record. Bases 1 to 1080 code for a protein of 359 amino acids. Gene Ontology annotation, biological process: protein phosphorylation; regulation of mRNA processing; spliceosomal complex assembly. The transcript is spliced from 4 exons. NCBI's taxonomy places the organism in Eukaryota, Fungi, Ascomycota, Eurotiomycetes, Eurotiales, Aspergillaceae. Gene Ontology annotation, molecular function: ATP binding; protein kinase activity.
AUGUCCCCGGUCUGGGCACUUAAACACCGCCCUUGGCCACUGUCAACAGCGGUCGCUCCCAAACUUCCGGUGAACAAAGCCAUCGAAGAGGAACGUACGCCAUACUAUAACCCUGCACGAUUUUAUCCUGCACGGUUGGGGGACGUUCUCAAUAACCAGUACCAACUCGCAACCAAACUCGGUUAUGGUAGUAGCUCAACUGUCUGGCUUGCUCGGGAUCUGAACCGAGAGAAAUAUGUUGCUAUCAAGAUCAAUUCCAGUGCCCAUCACUCUCGAGAGAACGCUGCUCAAGCUGAACUAGACAUUCUAAGACACAUCUCUGAAGCAAAUCCCCUGCACAAGGGUUGGGAAUUCAUCAGACGUCCUCUAGAUUCAUUCAGUUUAGAACAUGGGUUGGCGAGACAUCUCUGUCUUGUCUUUGAACCUUUGCGAGAACCCCUCUGGAUAUACCGCAAAAGGUUUAUCGGUGAUGUGAUACCUUCAGAUGUGCUGAAGAUAUUACUUCAAAUGGUGCUUCAUGGACUUGACUACCUCCACUCUGAGUGUCAUGUCAUUCAUACCGAUCUGAAACCAGACAAUAUAAUGAUCAAAGUUGAAGAUCCAUCUAUUUUGGAGGAAUCUGCAAGAGAUGAGUACGAACUUCCUCGCCGCAGAAGAGUGCUCAGAUGCCGCACAAUUUAUCUCUCUCGUAAUGACUUCGGCAUUCGAAAGACCACAGGAAUUAUCCAAAUCACUGACUUUGAUUUAUCUGUCCGUGGGGAUAGCCCAAACAGAGGGUGUAUCCAGGCAGAAAUAUACCGAGCCCCAGAGGUUAUAUUGGAUGCAGGCUAUUCAUACAGUGCCGAUAUCUGGAGCUUAGGGGUCAUGCUAUGGGAUGUUCUUGAAGGCAAAAAGCUAUUCAAGGAUGUUGAUCCCUUUGAAGUUCAAGAAUAUGAUGAGCUUAACCAUCUUGGCCAUAUCUCUGCAUUGUUAGGCCCUCCUCCAAAGGAUCUUCUAGACAAAGGGACAAGAACUGAUCUCUUUUACAAAUCUGAUGGUGAGUAUAUUAUUGUCUUGUCUGUUUCAGCAAGUAUUCACUGA